This is a messenger RNA of Musa acuminata AAA Group (dessert banana), 1299 nucleotides long. RefSeq lists its product as uncharacterized. Gene Ontology annotation, cellular component: membrane. Bases 265 to 1089 code for a protein of 274 amino acids. The transcript is spliced from 9 exons. The record is from RefSeq and is a predicted model, not a curated record. NCBI's taxonomy places the organism in Eukaryota, Viridiplantae, Streptophyta, Magnoliopsida, Zingiberales, Musaceae.
CGGGGAACCAAAGAAGUGGAACGCGGUGACCACAGCGCACGCAUCGGGACACGAGGCGGUGGAGGCGGAGGAGGAGGUGGUGGCGAAGGAAUGUUAGGUUUGAAACAGUCGUCAUCUAAUCCUUCGAUCGGAUCAUAAUAGAGAGAGAAUUGAGAGGAGAGAGAAAGAGAAAGAAAGAGAGGCUUACUGAAUCCGGCGAUUUCGUGGCCGAGGGGCUGCGGCGACGAAGCAGGGGAAGGAGAUCGUCGGCCGUGGCGUCGUAGGAUGGCCACCGUCCCUUGGUCCUCUGUCUUCAGGGUCUUCCUCCUCGUAAUACUCCUCGCCGCCAUCGUCAUUGCCUUUGUCACCCUCCCCAUCGAAAAGAUUCUCAGGGACUUUUUGGUCUGGAUUGAGCUGAAUGUUGGUCCAUGGGGUCCUCUUGUUCUGGCUGUUGCAUAUAUUCCUUUAACAGUACUAGCAGUCCCUGCAUCAGUACUCACGCUUGGUGGCGGAUAUCUAUUUGGGUUGCCCUUAGGCUUUGUUGCUGAUUCUGUUGGAGCAACAAUUGGUGCAACAGCUGCAUUUCUGCUUGGGAGAACGAUUGGGAGGCCUUAUGUUCUUUCCAAGUUGAAUGAUUAUGCUAAGUUUCAGGCAGUUGCUAUUGCAAUUGAGAGAUCUGGGUUUAAGAUUGUGUUGCUUCUUAGGCUUACACCUUUACUUCCAUUUAACAUGCUAAACUACCUCUUGUCUGUUACUCCUAUUGGCAUUGGAGAGUAUAUGAUGGCAUCCUUCCUUGGGAUGAUGCCAAUUACGUUUGCACUAGUAUAUGUUGGAACAACACUGAAGGAUCUAGCUGAUGUCACACAUGGAUGGAGUGAAUUGUCGCCUACUCGUUGGGUGCUUAUCAUUUCAGGACUCGUAAUAUCUGCUAUCCUCAUCACAUGUGUGACAAGAGUAGCAAAGGCAUCCUUGGAGAAGGCAUUGGCUGAGAACGCAGUGGUGGAUGCCCUAACCACAUCUCCUUCACCGGUCUCUCCAGGUGCAACUGGUGACUUGCUCGAACCUCUCGUGGUUAAGAUCGACCCCUCUAGAAAUAAUCACGAAAAGUAACAUUCUUUCUUUUUCACAAUGUAAAUACUAACCCUAACAGGUUCUUCUGCAUUAUAUAAGUUCAUAUAUGCACAAGUCUCAAUCCAUCACUGGGUUCCAAGCAGCUGAUCUUUAUGCUGCCACUGUAUUGACUAUGUAGCUUUUUCAACCUAAUAUGGUAGUGUACAGUUGUAAGGAUGUUUAAUCAAUGCGUGGAUCCUGGUUGUAGCC